This is a messenger RNA of Triticum aestivum (bread wheat), 1255 nucleotides long. Its product is annotated as serine/arginine repetitive matrix protein 1. Lineage: Eukaryota; Viridiplantae; Streptophyta; Magnoliopsida; Poales; Poaceae. The coding region runs from base 1 to 933 and encodes 310 amino acids. The transcript has 3 exons. The record is from RefSeq and is a predicted model, not a curated record.
AUGCACACACGCCCAACCCAUGCGCACACACACCCACGUUGGAUCCCAUCUCUCUCGUCUUCCUCGAUCCCCUUUCUCCACCCCACGCCGCCACCAGAUUUCGGCGAUCCCCGCUGUUCCCCACCGCCCAGCUCUCCUCCCCGAGGUCACCUCUCCCUGCUCAUCAUCUCCACCGACCGGUUUCUCUCCUCGCCCAGGAGAGUCCCGCCUCCUCGCCGCCAAGGCCGCCGCCGCCCGCCGCCUCGAGUGGCGCCGCCUCCUCCUCGAGCGUCGCGCCGUAGACCUCGCCUCCCACGCCCUCGCCGCCCUCGCUGGCAUCAACGCCACCCACGCGCGCCGCCUCGCCGUCGCCCGCGACAUCAGCUCGACCAACGGCGAGAUCGAGGACGCGCAGCAGAAGGCGGAGGAGUGGGACCGCUUCUACGAGUCCAAGAGGAAGGAGAUGGAGGAGUUCCGGCCGUCAUCUCCACAGCCUCCAUCCACCCCGGCCGCAGCCACUUCUCAACCCCACGAGCAGCCUCCUGGCCUAGUUCCUCGUCACCGUCCUCCUCCCAGUCCCUGUCCACCUCCGCCUCCACCUGGUGGUCCCAGAGGCGACGAUUCCCCGUCGCCUCGGCCGCCGUAGAGCUCUGCGAGGCCGCCACGGGUGGUGGAGACUCCGUCCGCGUCAUCGAGACGCCGCAGCCCAACUCAAGUGUUAAGUUCAGCGUGGAGGUGCCUCCCUUGAUAUGCAGAGCAGCGGGUUGCACUCGGACGACGCCGGGAUCGGGGCUGCGGAAGCCAGGAAGGCCGACCUCAUGGCUAAGAAGGCCAAGCUGGAUGAGACCCUGGCUGCAGCCCGCCAGUUCAGAGCACUGCUUCGGCAGUAGCUCCAGAAAGCCUUCGCGUCACAGAUGGAGUAGGAGGACGAGCGGCAGCAGCAAAUCAGCCUGAUGAUGACGGGGUGCGGAAGGCAAUGGUGAUCAUGCUGAUGGCAUGAAGAAGGCUGAUGACCACAACCUGGACCUUUUGGCAUUUAGAGAUGGCAAACACAGGCGGCGUGGAGACAACAACCUGGACCACCCACCUCCCUUGCCUUUUUAAUUUUGGUUGUGGUGGUUGCAUCACCGUCGCGGUCGCAAAUCAGUAUGUAGUGUGCUUGUGGAGUUGGGUCUGGACCGCAGUGUCCAUCCAGUAGGUUAGGUGUUGUUGCUGCUAGAUCCCAUGAUGCUCACCUAAGUUUUGUGUUAUGUGGAGGCCAACCUUUGUGAUCUUA